Messenger RNA from Metarhizium brunneum ARSEF 3297, 1863 nucleotides. RefSeq names its product Na(+)/H(+) antiporter 2 (gene SOD22). The record is from RefSeq and is a predicted model, not a curated record. Gene Ontology annotation, cellular component: plasma membrane. Lineage: Eukaryota; Fungi; Ascomycota; Sordariomycetes; Hypocreales; Clavicipitaceae. Gene Ontology annotation, molecular function: sodium:proton antiporter activity. Gene Ontology annotation, biological process: proton export across plasma membrane; regulation of membrane potential; sodium ion export across plasma membrane.
AUGGCUAAUUACACUUUACAGGAGAACAAGGGCAUUUGGGCCGUACCUUUGGAAAUCACCGACUUCAACAUCUUGGUUGCUCUGUUGGGUGGAUUCAUUUCGGUUUUUGGGCUGGUAUCAUAUCUCUUCAAGGAAACAUUUUGCCUAUCUGAAGCUCUCAUAUCGCUCUUGGUUGGUGUGGCCUUUGGGCCAUAUGCGGCCGAUUGGAUUCGGCCUUGGUCCUAUGCCGCUUGUCACCGAGAUGGUCUCACGGACGCGCAAUGCCAGGACCGGCUGAAUGCCAUCACGCUCAACUUUUCCAGACUGGUGCUUGGUGUGCAGCUGGUUCUCGCUGGAGUCCAGUUGCCAAGCAAAUACCUCUGGAAAGAGCUGAAACCCAUCUUGCUACUCGUCGGCCCCGGUAUGGCAUGUAUGUGGAUGGCUACGAGUCUUCUUGUUUGGGGACUGGUUGGCACACCUAGCUUUUUGCAUGCCCUGGCUGUUGGGGCAUGCGUCACUCCUACCGACCCCGUCCUGUCUGCCGUCAUUGUCAAGGGGAAGUUUGCCGACCAUAACAUCCCCAAAGAGUUGCAGGACCUCAUCGUUGCCGAGUCUGGAACGAACGACGGCCUGGGCUACCCGUUCUUGUUCUUCGCCCUCUACCUUAUCAAAUACAUAGGAUCGGGGGCAACAGAAGGCGGUGCCAAGGAUGCCAUGGGCCUUUGGUUUGCCAUCACGUGGGGGUACACCAUUAUUCUCAGCAUCAUCUAUGGCGCUGUCGUGGGUUGGAUAGGCAAAGAAUUGCUUUACUUUGCUAAAAAACGCAACUAUGUUGACCAUGAGAGUUUCCUCGUCUUCGCUGUCGCCUUGGCUCUAUUUGUUCUGGGUACUUGUGGGUUGAUUGGCACAGAUGAUGUGUUGGCGUGCUUUAUCGCUGGGAAUGCCUUCACCUGGGACGAUUGGUUCCGCCUACAAACAAAGGAUGACUCGUUACAGCCGACGAUUGAUAUGCUUCUUAACGUCACCAUCUUCCUAUGGUACGGCGCCUAUCUUCCGUGGAAUGAUUUCGCCCACAACUCCAUUAUUCCAUUGAGUCGGUUGAUCCCCCUUGGACUUCUGGUACUACUUAUACGGCGUCUACCGUGGAUAUUUGGCAUGCACAAAGCUAUCCAUCAAAUUAGCCAGGUACGACAGGCUAUCUUUGUGGGCUUUUUUGGCCCAAUUGGUGUGUCGGCCGUGUUCUAUCUCUACAUCGGCAUAGAAUUCAUCCAGCAGCAUUUGAGUGAUGAAAACAGCGUUCCCAGAUCGGAUGUCAAGGAUCUUGCUGAGACAAUUACAGUUGUGGUUUGGUUCCUCGUCGUGUGUAGUAUUGUUGUUCAUGGGUUGAGCAUUCCCCUCGGCAAGCUAGGGUAUCUCGCGCCCAGACUCCAUCGUGUGCUGAGUGAAAGUCUUAGCGAAACUAUUAGCACUGAUCGGUUCAGCGUCCAAGCUCGCAGACGUAUUCCCUUCUUUGGCAGGUUCGUGAGAGAGCCUGAGGAUGUUGAGGCAAACCUCGCGGCGCAAGUGCGCCAGGGCACCGCGCCGAUUCGUCGGACCGGACAGGGAGUUGUACCUUCCAAGAUAAAACAGCCAGAACAAGAUUCCCGAGGAGCACCGGCUGCAGGCCAAAGCAGCCAUGAAGAUGCUGAGAGCUCCGGAACUCGAAUAGAUGUUGAGGCUGAGGCCAGAGUCUCGGGGGAGUGGACUCCGGCGAAGGGGAGGAACCAAUCUUCUGACGAGCCUGAAGCCCGAAAGUCAGAAGCCAGCACUCCUGGUCGAAGUGCAAGAAGGGAAAUCCAGUUCUCCGACGAAGUGCCACAGAGCCCACCAGCUCCGGCUAAGUAG